Messenger RNA from Coccinella septempunctata (seven-spotted ladybird), 1619 nucleotides. Its product is annotated as solute carrier family 25 member 46-like. The coding region runs from base 210 to 1490 and encodes 426 amino acids. The transcript has 6 exons. Lineage: Eukaryota; Metazoa; Arthropoda; Insecta; Coleoptera; Coccinellidae. Gene Ontology annotation, biological process: mitochondrial membrane fission; mitochondrial fission. The record is from RefSeq and is a predicted model, not a curated record. Gene Ontology annotation, cellular component: mitochondrial outer membrane.
UUGGUAUUAACCUAUAACUUCAGUUGUCAAACUGACAGGUAAAUCAAAAUCAAUUGAAUUUCAAAUAAGAAAUCUUAGGGCUUAUUUCUGAGAACAAAGUUUACAUUCAUGUAUCAAAAUUAUGAGGUAAUUUAAAGCAUUUCUAGAAGAAUAAAACUGGGGGGUGUUUAGUUGAACAAUCAAUUGGGCUGUGAAAACAAUCAUUCAUAAUGGCAGGAAAAAAUUUGAAUUUUUCACGCAACAAUCCCAGAUCCUAUGAAGAGGGUGAAUUGUAUAAUACAAGCAGGGGAUACAAUUAUGGCUAUGACGUUGAAGAUGAAUUCCUGAGAACACAAGAGGAAUAUCUGAAUACUAGGUUGCGAACCCCUCACUCCCUAUAUUCUCAAAGAACGUCUCCUCAUUAUAUGAGUCCAAAUGCCGAAGAGGUCAGUUUCAAGAGAUAUGUAGCUUCAGGAGUAUCUUUUGUCAGCUUGGUUGCUGAGAACAUAUUGUGCCAUCCAUUUUUAGUAUUACGUAGACAAUGUCAGGUACAUCCCUCAUCGCUUAAGUACCAUCUUCUACCAUUUACAUUAAUCCCAUCUGUCUAUCAUUUACACCAACGUCAAGGAUUGACUAUAUUGUGGAAAGGACUUGGUUCUGUUCUUCUCGUCCGAGGAAUAUCUUUAGGGGUAGAAGAUUUGAUAGCAAGAGUUACACCAUGGCCAGACACAAUCACUAUGCACAGUGGAUUGAAGCAAUUUUUCCAACACCUUAUGUUGAAAUGUGUUAGCCUGGCAAUUGUUACCCCAUUUUACUCUGCUUCGUUUGUUGAAACUGUACAGAGUGAAAUAGCAAGUGAAAAACCUGGAAUACUUGAUGUAUUCAAAGAAGGUUUUAUCAGGUUGCUCAGCUGGAAUGAUGGACCCAAAGGCAGAUUGAUUCCCAUUUGGGCACUUGUUCUUCCGACAGUAACACUAGGUUUGGCCAAGUAUCUGUUUUCCCUUAUGAUAAAAAGUGCAAGUUCAAAGAUACUCCUGGCCAAGGUCAAAUACGAACAUGAAACUACUGGAGCCCUGCCAAGAAUUUCAAGUGAAACACAAGAUAUCAAUUUGUCUGCUUCUAUAAUUUCUUUGAUUGCAAGUGAUAUAGUUUUUUAUCCUUGUGAAACAAUCGUUCAUCGAUUACAUUUACAGGGAACACGAACAAUCAUCGAUAAUCUAGAUAAUGGUAGUUCAGUUCUUGCUGUUUUAACAAACUAUACUGGAGCUGCAGAUUGUUACGAACAAUGUCUAGCAUCUGAAGGGGUCUUUGGACUUUACAAAGGAUUUGGAGCACUAUUAGUGCAGUAUGCCCUGCACAUAGGCCUGGUUAAGUUUACCAGGUUUGUCUUCACGGAAAUUGGUUCCAUGAUGAGUAAACCCAAAUCAUCACCUCCUCCAACUAUGCAAGAUAUUUCCCCACCAGCAUUGGCAAAUUUGUCAACAGUUAGCAAAUCCUAUUUAUUACCAUAGUGUUAACAAAUAGUAUUUCCCAUUGAGUAAAUAUUUUGUUGUGUUUGUUAUUUAUGCAGAUAUGUAUAUAAUUUAGGAGGUAUAUCUUUGUUGUAAGUUUGUAAUAUCUUGAGGAAAUGAUAAAUUUGA